AUGCAGGAACUGUACGACUACACGCCCGAUCUGUACUCGUACACGACGGUACUGCACGCGUGUGCCAAGCAUGGAGACUUUAUCCAAGCCGAGCAGAUCAUUCGACACAUGGAACGGCAUCAUGUACCCAUGACCGAGUUUGUGUAUAACACGCUGUUUAACGUGUACGCACGCGCUCAGUUUCGCGCUAUUGUGGACAAGGCUCCGCGGAAUCAGAAGCCAUUGCCCAAAGCUGAACCCAUUUACCAGGUGCCACUGGAAUGGGACGACGACGGGAAGGAAAUCGACUUGACACGUCCAGGAAAGGAGACGUUCUCGCUGGAGAAUGCCAACUACGAUGGACGCUUUGAUGAGGAGGGCGAGGACGAGGACGAAAUGGACGAAAGGGACAGCUACAAGCUCAGUCCAGAGGCAUUGGCACAAGUGGAAGCGUUGCGUCAGCAGGAUGAGUCCAGUCACGAAGAAGUGAAGAAGGCCGAGUCGACGGCACUGGUCAAGACGGAGCGGAGUAUGGAAGUCUAUGGCCAAGAGGACGACAAGCUGUUUGCUGACAGUGAGGAAUCGCUGGACUUUGAGCUGAUGCCGAUGGACUUGACAGACUUUGGCCAGUUCCAGACGCUCAACAUCAAGCGUGCGGAGGUUCGGUUCCAUGAAAUGACCUUCGAGAAGGGUCUCAAGCCGUCUCGGACGACGUUGAACUCGAUGCUGGGCGUGUACACGAAUGCACUGCGUCUUCGCUCGGCCGAAGUCUUCAUGGACGAGACGUUCUCCCAGUUCGAGCUCAGGCCCAACAAGUUCACGUACCGUAGUAUGAUGCAGAUGUACGUGCGCGCGAAGCGGACGACUCAAGCGGAGCAGUUGCUGGAGCGUGUGCGUUCGGAGAUCGAGAGCGGAGAUGUGGAGGCGGACGAGGUGACAUUCGGUUUGCUGGUGGACCAUUACGCCAGGAAACGCUUGCUGCGUCGCGCGCUCACGACUCUGGAAGACGCAGACGCGCUGGGGCUGCAGCUGCAGGAGAAGCAUCUGAAGAAGAUCCGCGCUCUGACGGAGAAGUACGGCGUCUUUACGGAUCUCAUUUCGGAGAACCCGAACGCGGUGCUUCUCGCUAGCUCUCACUACAAACUCAUGGAGAAGCGGAAGGUGCGUGCCCAAGUGUUGGAGUACAACCGCAAGAUCGGGAAGCGCUUUCUUCUUCCGGAAACCGUCUACUAG
Molecule: messenger RNA, 1212 nt
Organism: Phytophthora infestans T30-4
Lineage: Eukaryota; Oomycota; Peronosporomycetes; Peronosporales; Peronosporaceae
Exons: 1
Coding region: 1-1212 (403 amino acids)
Molecular function (GO): protein binding
Source: RefSeq, a predicted model, not a curated record